Molecule: messenger RNA, 3558 nt
Organism: Linepithema humile (Argentine ant)
Lineage: Eukaryota; Metazoa; Arthropoda; Insecta; Hymenoptera; Formicidae
Gene: dachs
Product: unconventional myosin-IXb-like dachs
Biological process (GO): actin filament organization; vesicle transport along actin filament
Cellular component (GO): vesicle; myosin complex; actin cytoskeleton
Molecular function (GO): actin filament binding; cytoskeletal motor activity; ATP binding
Source: RefSeq, a predicted model, not a curated record
AUGGGUAUGCUACUGCCCGACGAAACCUACGAGGCGAGAUCCUCCAACGUCCUGAUCGCGGAUGUAGACGAAAUCGAAGCUGCCAAAGCGCUAGCGGCGCUCCGCCGGUGCGAUGAGUUCCUGAAGAGGCACGGCAUCCGGCCCGAGUUCUUCUGCAGGCACCGAGAGCGUCUGGCUCUUCAGGCGUGGCUGCUGAAAAGAUCUAAGCUCUAUUCAGAUGCUUCCUCGUCGAACGAAGCGGUGCACCUACAGCAACGCCUGCGGAGUCUCAGCACGGAACUGGUGACCCUGAGGAACCGGCUGCACGUAAGUCAACCGGCGAGCACAUCAGGUCCGGCGGGCGGCACUUCUGGACCCCUGUCAAAGAGCCCGGAAAAGGGUUGCGCACCCUCCUCGCCCGCGCCAGCGGUACCGCCGAGGACAACCCUGCCGCCCAGUGGCGCGGUAUCUCACGGGAUCGGUCAUUCUGCGGGUCACACAUUGACAGCUUCCGCAAUUGUUCAUCCGCACGUCAAUCAUGCCAGCGCGAACACGCUCGGCCAUAACUCGACCGCAACAAAUAAUUUAAUUUCUGAUCUUGAUCCUUCGAAACGGCACAACGGAGUGCCUGAUGACGGGAUAGUAUCCUGCGUAACGGCACUAGGAUGCCUUCGGUCGCCGCCAAUCUCCAGCAUCAUCGCCGACGUGAAAAACGCGAGGAGCAACCAAAACCAGCAACGAUGCCUCCCAAAAAGCACCGCGCCUUCGCCCAGCCCUGCGACCUCCACGGCCUUCGACGACCUUAUUCAUCUACCCGAACCUCUCACAGAGGAUGCCGUGCUCAAGUGUCUUCAAGCUCGUUUCUGUGCCAAGCAGUAUCACACAAACGUGGGUCCUAUAUUGGUUUGCGUAAACCCUUAUACGGAUGUUGGAAAUCCGUUAACGUUAACGAGCACCAGAUCGGUACCAUUAGCACCUCAGCUGAACAAGGUUGUCCAGGAAGCCGUGAGACAGCAAUCGGAAACCGGGUAUCCGCAGGCGAUUAUCCUUUCCGGAACAAGUGGUUCCGGAAAAACGUACGCUUCAAUGCUAUUACUUAGACAACUCUUCGACGUCGCCGGCGGCGGACCGGAAACGGACGCUUUCAAACACCUAGCAGCAGCCUUCACGGUCCUCAGAUCCUUGGGCUCAGCGAAAACUGCCACAAACUCGGAGAGCUCAAGGAUAGGUCACUUUAUCGAAGUUCAAGUGACGGAUGGCGCUUUGUACAGAACAAAAAUUCAUUGUUACUUCCUGGACCAGACGCGAGUGAUCAGACCAUUGUCAGACGAAAAGAACUACCAUAUAUUUUAUCAGAUGUUAGCUGGAUUGUCACACGAUGAACGAGUUAAGUUAAAUUUGGAGGGAUAUAACGUUAAAAAUUUGAGGUAUCUCCAACACGGCGAUACGCGACAAGACGAAGCUGAGGAUGCUAUUCGUUUUCAAGCCUGGAAAGCUUGUUUGGGCGUUCUGGGCAUUCCGUUUUUGGACGUCGUAAGGGUGUUAGCAGCGGUGCUCAUCCUCGGCAAUGUCGGCUUCACAGAUGGCCCCGGCGUGGAAGUGGGCGUGAUUGGUGAAAACGAGUUAUCCUCCGUAGCUGCACUCCUGGGAGUUCCCCCGCCAGCCUUGUUACGAGGACUCACCUCGAGAACUCACAACGCGCGCGGCCAGCUCGUUAAAUCCGUCUGCGACGCCAACAUGUCUAACAUGACCAGGGAUUCGUUGGCGAAAGCGCUUUAUUGCCGUACCGUAGCUACGAUAGUAAGACGAGCUAACAGCUUGAAGAGACUCGGCUCAACUCUCGGCACCCUCUCAUCGGACUCCAACGAGUCCGUUCACAAUCAAGCGGAAGUUACUAGCCAGCACGCCUCCACCGUUGGUAGUUCGGCAGGAGGGACAGGAUCCAGAAGCAUGACUGCCCUGAAUAACGCUGUACGGCACGCAACGGAUGGUUUCAUCGGUAUCCUAGAUAUGUUCGGAUUUGAGGACCCAAAGCCGAGCCAAUUGGAGCACCUCUGCAUCAAUCUCUGCGCGGAGACGAUGCAGCACUUCUACAACACUCACAUUUUCAAAAGCUCCAUCGAGAGUUGUCGCGACGAAGGUAUCCGGUGCGACGUCGAAGUUGACUACGUCGACAACGUGCCAUGCAUUGAUCUCAUUUCCUCUUUGCGUACCGGAUUGCUAAGUAUGCUAGAUGUAGAAGGUUCUAUACAUGGAACCGCAGAAAGUUACGUCGCCAAAGUAAAGGUGCAGCACAAGCAAAAUCCUCGACUAUUCGAGCCAAGGACCGUCGACUGCAGAUCCUUCGGUAUUCAGCACUUCGCAGGAAGAGUCACUUACGACGCUUCUGAUUUUCUGGACACGAAUAAGGACGUCGUCCCCGAUGACUUGGUAGCAGUUUUCUACAAGCACACGUGCAGUUUUGGCUUCGCCACGCAUUUGUUCGGCAGCGAGCUGAAAGCAUUGUACGCGAACGAUACUGUGCCGAGGGGCGUCAGUUUCCGGAUAUCGCCGACUUCUCACACAGAUCUUUUAAAUGGAGACGAGCCAAUAUCGACGUUGACGCAGGACUUUCAUACGAGAUUAGAUAAUCUUCUGAGGACUCUGGUCCAUGCUAGACCGCACUUCGUCAGAUGCAUUCGAAGCAACAGCACUGAAACGCCGAUGCACCUCGACAGAGGAGUCACGAUGCGUCAAAUACGCUCACUGCAAGUUCUGGAAACGGUGAACCUCAUGGCGGGAGGAUACCCGCACAGAAUGCGAUUUAAAGCCUUUAACGCGAGAUAUAGACUGAUCGCACCCUUCAAGCAGUUGCGUCGCGCCGAGGAGCAAGCUGUCGAGGACACGAAAUUGAUUUUGCAGAACGCGCAGCAGCUGAAGAGUAAAUUUGGCGCCAGCACUAGCUGGGCCCUCGGUAAGCGGCACAUUUUUCUCAGCGAAGGUAUCAGGCAACAGCUCGAAAACCUGCGAGCGGAAACACGAAGGAGAGCCGCUACAGUAAUACAGACUAUGUGGAGAGGAUGGCGAGUACGAAAGAGAUGGCCUAUGAGAAGGACAACUCUAGGAGUAACGUCCGGCAUCGGUCAGAAGAAACCUCAGCAGCCACCUACGGGAACCAAUACCGGAACCGUUCAGAGAAAUGUCACCACUGGCGCAGGAACCGGAACUGGCACUCGUCCAAGACCGCAACCAAUCGCUGGCACACCACCUCCCGAUCCUUCUGAGAAAUGCGCCGACCAGAAGAUGAUCCAGCAAACUUGUACACUUUUCGGACUGGAUCUGGAGCGACCGCCACCUGUCCCUCCCAGCAGAUCCUAUACUGUGACCGGAAACACAAAACUUGGUUACCCGCAAACCAGGAUUAUGAAAAUGCCAUUUCCAGAAGAGGGCGAAGGUGAGGUGGUCCUCUUGAAAGGAGAGACGGUUUUGGUCAUAGGUGCGUCACCCAAACGAGGUUAUCUUCUUGUAGAACACAAUAACACUACAUUACACGUGCCGUAUCAGUUCAUGGAAUUGAAGCCAUGUAAUAUUAAUGUCUAA